CGUUGAAAGUUCAAAGCUUAUUUUAAAACGCACAAACAUAGGCAGCAGCAAGCUUACUUAGCAAAACAAAAAAUCGGAUCUUUUUCUGAUUCACGGUUUUUGUUAUUAUUUAGUCUUUCUGAAAUAAAUCGGAAACAUUAACUUUUCUAAUAAAUAUAGUUCAGAAUUACGAUGAGUGCACCUACUUUUAAUGAUGCAACUGAUGAAGAACAGUAUCAAGAUCUUCGCAGCUAUUUGAAAAGUCUUGGAGGCAGUAUUUCAGAGGAGAAUUCAGAUGAAGGAUUUCUGGCUGAUUUGGAAGAUGUGAUUGGCUGUUGCGAAUUAUGCCUUCAUGAAGCAAAUGAAGCUGAUGCAGAAUGUACUUUAAACAGCAUUGUUUCCCUCCUUAUAAUGGUUCCACAAACUGAGAGUGAACCACUUGUUCACACAUUUUGCGAAAAGCUUACUAAAGCACCUUCCUCAAAAAUGGCUGCAGUAUGUCUGAAAGUGUUGCAAAAUUUAUUUGCUGGUAUAGGAGAAAAUUCUCUCCUGUGUUAUGAUGUCUAUUGCAGCUUGGUUCAAGUAGCUGGACAAACUGAUAGCAUUCACAUGGUGUUUAAAGAUUUAAGUAAAUGAGUUGGCUGCCAAAGUAAUGAUUGAAUUGCUUGGAACUUACACUGAAGACAAUGCUUCUCAAGCUAGAGAUGAUGCUCAUAAGUGUAUUGUGACCUCCCUUGGUGAUCCCAAUACAUUUUUAAUGGACCACCUACUGGCCCUGAAACCUGUGCGUUUCCUGGAAGGUGAAUUAAUUCAUGAUUUGCUCACCAUAUUUGUGUCAGAAAAACUUUCAUCCUACCUGACUUUUUAUUCUGUCAACAAAGAUUUUGUGAACUCUUUAGGUAAGAAUUUUCUUUUUAUAUUUUUAUUUGUAGUUUUACGUACAAAAUUAGUCCGGGCAAAGAUGGAUGAACUUCAGCAGCGUGUUCUCGUCAGCUCUACAAUGCACAGAACUUUUGGCAAACCCCAGUGGCAACAGUUGAGGGAGAUUUUAAUCCGAUGGCAGAAUGACCUCAGUUUAGUUCAGUCUCAGAUGCAUACAGUUGUGAGAGCUGCUUAUGACAACUCAACCAAUGUACAAGCUUAGAAAUUUAUAAAUAAAUAUUCUCUCUCUUA
Molecule: messenger RNA, 1152 nt
Organism: Parasteatoda tepidariorum (common house spider)
Lineage: Eukaryota; Metazoa; Arthropoda; Arachnida; Araneae; Theridiidae
Gene: eIF3m
Product: eukaryotic translation initiation factor 3 subunit m
Biological process (GO): cytoplasmic translational initiation
Cellular component (GO): cytoplasm; eukaryotic translation initiation factor 3 complex
Molecular function (GO): translation initiation factor activity
Source: RefSeq, a predicted model, not a curated record